UUUCCCAGUCGUAAACGGAACGUGUUGGAAUACAGACGUCGUCUUAGUAUUGAUUAAAAACAGCGGCACAAGAAAAAGUUUCCUUAGCAAAAAAAUAAGAAAAAAACAACGUUUCAAGCGAAUCACAAAAUAUUGAAGUAAAAACAAAAAAUACAAUAAAAAAUUGUUUAAUUAAAAGCAGAAAAUAAAAUCCAAAGAAGUUAUCUUUACAAACAAAACGGGAAAGAAGAAGAGAGCAAGUGACAUAGGAAAAAAUCAAAACAAUUCAAAUUCAAGGAAAAUCAUCCUAUGUGAAUAAAAUUUAAAAUUCCAUAACGAUCAAUCGAUCGAUUGCGACCGAUGGACGGACACAAAAACAACAAAGAAUAAUAAAUCUCAUGAAGUGUAGCAGAGAGAGUGAGCAAUUUUCAAGAUUCAGUAUUCCGGGCAAGAUGUCAAUUGUUGGCGUUGUUCCUUUUCGGUGGAAUUUCUAUUAGAUUAAUUCAAUUGAUAUAUUGAUGGGUCAAAUGUCAACUUGUUGUAGCAGCACGUAGAACAAAUGACUGACUGGUAGACGAUUGAAGACGACUGUUGGCUUGCGGUGCUUGUUAUAUACGCGAACAUGGUAGUCGUUGGCGGUGUGACAUUCCCAUUGAGUUUUGAAUAUCGAAGUAUGGAUACCUCGUUCCAGAGCCAAUUGAAUGACAUUGUAAUAUCGCAUUGAGCAUCAAUCGUAGCCUGGAAAGUAUUAGGUUUCCAAGUCUCUAAAAAUCGGGGAUUCCAGUUUUUUUGGAACAUCCUAAAUCUCAUGUUGUGUAUAACACUUCAAAAAAACCCCAAAUCUAUAGAAUAAAACCACCAUUAUUUUGAAAAACAAAAUUAAAAAACAAAACUUUAACAACACAAAAAACAAAACAAAAAAGUAAAGAAAACAAAAAACAAAUCUCAACUCAAGUGAAUUUUAUUGGUGAAAUUUGUGAGAAUUCAUGCCGUCUGGCCUGCAAAGUUGGUGAUAAUUUUGAUGAAUGUCUUAAAAGUCGUCCGUCGUCGUCGAAUUGAUAACAAGUAAGAGGUUGCUGCGGCAUUUCGAUUCGUAGCCCUCUCGGUUUGCUUAAAGUCGUAGUCGCCUUGCCGCUGAUGACCAUAGCCGCUAUUGACUGCAGUUGCCGCCGUCUUUGCCUACGCUACCACCUCCUCCAUCCAUCCAUCCUCAUCCUCAGAGUUUUCUGGUGAUAGUAGUGUAAAUUUUUGUUAGUGUUAUUUUUUGUGUGAUGUUUCAAAGAUUUUCCCUAUGGGAAAACCUAACAAACAUCUGUGCCUUCGAAAGAAAAUCGUAUGUAAUUGAGUUGACUAAUUUCAUUUGAAUACAAUAAAAAAACCAACAGGAAAAAGGCACAUCUUAACUACGAAUCGAUGUGAAAACCGCCUGGCAUUUGUGUGCAUGGAUUUAUUUGAAAUGUGACAACAAACCCACAAAGAAGGAAAAAAAUCCCCAGAAUUAUCGCAAGGAAAGCAAAUUCCAAUAGUUUCAAACUAGAAAUAAAUGCUCAUAAAAGUAUUAAAAAAAGAACAAAAUUAAGAAAAUAUCUAUGAUUGAGUGAAAAUGCACUUCCCCGUGUUGUUAAAUUAAACAGAUCCUUUUUUCGAGUGUAUUCAACAAGUGAAGUAUAAUUAUCCCAAAUCUUUGCAAAAAUUUAAAACCUUGACAUUUAACAAAUAUGGCAUCAUUUGUUUAUGCCGUUUGGAGCAUAACCAAUGUGGCCUCGGUCCAUUGUGCUGCUCGCCCGGAAAUUUCACCCUGCACCUGUGAGCCCACCUAUACCCAUAAUCAUGUUGAACUGCUUUGCGAAAAAGUCGACUCAUUCCAUACCAUCGUUGAUGCUCUGUCUAAUAAAUUUGAUCCGAAUAUUAAUGUGAGCCUAAAAAUAUCCCAUUCUCAGCUGGAGGACUUGGAGAUGCGAUCGUUUAUGGAUAUGAAAAUCAAUGUGAUAAAACUUCGAAUGCAAUGGAAUGAUUUAAAAUCUGUACCUGAACUGCCAUUUCGAGGGUUAUCAAAUGUUGAGUAUUUGGGUAUAGGCGAUAAUGAACUCGAGGAGGUGCCAAAGCAUAUGCUGAAUCAUAUGCCAAUAGUGAAAACGCUCGAUAUUGGAAGGUGUCGCAUACGAUCUGUGCUACAGGAUGAUUUCAAGGGCAUACAAUUGCUGACGAAUCUCUUUAUGCCCAGCAACAACAUAACGCGACUCGAUCGAAACUGCUUUCCGCCUGGCCUAGUGACCCUUCAUUUGGGACGCAACUCCAUCGAGAAUCUAAACGGCACUCUAAGGAAUCUCAAUAAGUUGGAAUCGCUGUUUAUCAACAUGAAUCGCAUCGUCAGCUUGGAUAGCCAGUUGCCCGAGUCAAAUCGACUUAAGCUAAUCAUUGCUCAAAAUAAUAGCCUCGAAAGUUUACCGGAGAGCAUGCGCAAUAUGAAUAGAUUAGAAACACUCUAUGUCCAGCAUAAUCGAAUCAAGACCUUAGAUCGAAUACUAAAGAAUGCCUACAAUCUCAACGAGCUGUAUGCCUCGAACAAUCGACUUUACUUGUUGGCCAGUGAUGAGUUCCAAUUUGCCACCAAGUUGGAGGAAUUGUAUUUGUGCAGCAAUGAAAUAACAUCAUUGAAUAGUUCGCUGUUGCCUUUGAAAAAGCUGUACAAGGCGAACUUUUCAUUUAAUGCCAUCGAAGAGUUUUCCAUGGAUGAAAUUAGGGGACUCCUGACUUUGAAACAAUUGGACUUGUCGCAUAAUCGUAUACGCAAAUUGUCAGGAAGCCAGGAAAAUAAUAUCGACAAGAACUCAUACUUGAUUGAUUUCUAUUUGGAUUAUAAUGAAUUAACUUCGCUGGAUGGAGCACUCAUGGGUUUGAAUAGUUUGCGAAUUUUGGGUUUGACGCACAACCGCUUGCAGCGCAUACUGCCGGAAGACUUUAUAGGUCUAGAGAAAUUGGAGAUAUUGGAAUUGUCACAUAAUCAUCUGCUGACAUUGAGAGAAAUGCAAACUACAGUGCUUCCAAGUUUGAAAAUUCUCAAAGUAGACUUUAACAAUUUGACAGUGCUCGACAAGGACUUCCAUGGCCUACCAGUCUUGUGUCAAGCCAAUUUGACACACAAUCAGAUCACUUCCAUCUCCCGUGAGCUGGUGGCCAAAACCAAUUGCGCCAACCACAAUGUGCCUGGCAAAUUGGAAUUACAUCUCGAAGACAAUCCACUCAAGUGCAAUAAGUUGUUGGAUGAAUACUGUCCCUUGAUGCAAAAUACUGAGAAACGCUUAAGGCUACGCACCAAGUGCUUCGAAGCCUACGAAGAACUCUGUAAGAGCCGCCAAUAUAUUUUGAUGCUACCUCCUAGUGUGGAUCUUAGCCAACAACAGGUGAUACCUGUUAUAGUGCCCUCGACGGAAUUAUUGAAAAAGGCUGACAACCUUUUGCCACCACUAUUUGCCCCACUGGGAGGAGGUGGGGCCAAUAUUCAGCCUCUGAUAAUAGCACCAGCUAUCAAGAUUAUUGAAGCCCCCGUAUUGUCAUUGCCUAGUACAACAACAGCUACUACUUCAACAAGUACCACAUCGACUUCGACAACGACCACAACCACUACCACUACUACGACUCCCUCUCCAGUUGAACCUUUGCUAACAGUCACGCCUUUGCAGCAGCUUGAGUCUGCGGACAAGUUAAGUGAGACCAACGAAAAUGAAACCUCAAACAAUAAACCUGCAGACACAAGCAACAUACAAACCGUUACGGAAAACCUCAUAGCUGAGACAACUACUAAUUUAUCAGUUCGUAAUGCUAGUGCUGGUGAAGCAGAUUCCGAACAGGUGAUUGUGGUGCCGGAUGACAUAGUGGACCCGGUACAGAAACCGGCAAUCCUGGUGGUCAAUAUCGAUGAUGAAGCCACCUCCAAUGUGGCAUCGAAUCCUGUGGUGGAAUCUGAAUACGCAACAGUAGAGUAUAUUCCCACUGCAGAGAAGCCCAGUCCCCAUGUGAUGGAGAUAGAACAGCAGCCACAACAUCCGCCGGCGGAUGUUCUCAUUGAUGAGGAUUCCAAAUCGAAUGCAAUACACGAAGAUUAUCAUGCGAAAGUUUUGGCCGAUUAUGGCACAGCACCGCAGAAUCUACUACAACCGGACGAGCCGCCCGAAAAUCCUUAAAAUCUAUUCAAUAAAUUAUCUAAUUAAUAUCAUUAUUAAUUAUACACAUUGUUUAUUGUACGAAUAUAUUGUAUUUUAAUUAACAAACACUUUAGUUAAUAACGCCUGUCUAAUCAUAGAACUUGAGAGUUUGGAACCUAUCUUCAUCCCAUCCCUCACUUAUGUCACAAUUGUAUUUUGCAUUCCUCAGGAAAGCUAGCGGCCCUUCCUUGCCUCUCACUGGCAGUCGGUGAUGUAUCGAUUGAUCAAAAUCUAUAUCCCCUAGAAUCCCGCUCGCUACUACAAUGUUGGAAUCUGCACAUACCAUCAUCACCUUGACUACCCAGCAUACAUCCUACCUAACUAAAUACCUACCAUAAGCAUGCAUUUGAUUAAGAGACUCUACAUAUUUAAAAGAAGAUUCUUAAUGCUAACGUGGCCUCUUAAUUGUUCGCCUUUAAGUUUAGUUUAGUCGCUUUUUUUUAUAAUUAAUAUUAACAAAAUUUUGAUUUGUUAUCUACUUGCGCUAGCAUCGGUAUAUAGAAAUACAUCAAAAAAAAAGAAACCCCAAACUCGUAUAGUUUGUAGUAAAUUGUUAAGAUAUGCGUACACACAUACCUACUGUACAUAGAUUAGGAAUGAUUAUUUUGAAUUAAACUUAGCCAUCGAUAAUUGAAAA
Messenger RNA from Stomoxys calcitrans (stable fly), 4821 nucleotides. RefSeq names its product leucine-rich repeats and immunoglobulin-like domains protein 1 (gene ltl). Gene Ontology annotation, molecular function: protein binding. The coding region runs from base 1698 to 4163 and encodes 821 amino acids. The transcript is spliced from 4 exons. NCBI's taxonomy places the organism in Eukaryota, Metazoa, Arthropoda, Insecta, Diptera, Muscidae. The record is from RefSeq and is a predicted model, not a curated record.